Molecule: messenger RNA, 846 nt
Organism: Stegodyphus dumicola
Lineage: Eukaryota; Metazoa; Arthropoda; Arachnida; Araneae; Eresidae
Product: thyrotropin-releasing hormone receptor-like
Biological process (GO): G protein-coupled receptor signaling pathway
Cellular component (GO): membrane
Molecular function (GO): thyrotropin-releasing hormone receptor activity
Source: RefSeq, a predicted model, not a curated record
AUGGCAGAUUGUGACCAUAACUCCACUUCAUACUUUAAUGAAUGUAACACUUCUUUCGCUUACCCAGGCUAUGUUAACAGUACUUUCAAUGAGAGUACAAAUCAUACUGGCCCUGUAUAUCUCGACCCAUCGUACUAUUCAAUGAACUACAGAAUUGUUGGUACUGUAUUCCAAGGCAUUGUCUUUAUUGUCGGUGUGUUGGGAAACAUCAUGGUGGUCAUUGUUGUGUGGCAAACAAGGAGCAUGCACACACCCACUAAUUGUUACCUGGUCAGCUUAUCGAUUGCCGAUUUUAUGGUGCUUAUAGCAUCAGUACCAAUUGAGAUAUUGGGUUAUUACUUAUUAGGUGAUGAAUGGAUACUGGGACGAUGGGGCUGUGCAAUAUUCGUCUUCCUCCAGUAUUUUGGCAUCAAUGCAUCAUCUCUAUCCAUAACUGCAUUUACAGUAGAGAGAUACAUAGCCAUAUGUCACCCAAUGAAGGCACAGAUGGUGUGCACAGUCAACAGAGCUAAGAAAAUCAUAAUAGGGGUUUGGAUAUUUGCGGCUAUCUACUGCUGCCCUUGGCUUAUUCUAACGAAGAUUGAACCCAUUUAUUACAAAGGCCAUCAGAACAAGGAGACAUGCACAUUUGCCCUGUCGAGAGAGCACUAUGCUGGCUACUUCUUCACAGAUCUCGUUCUCUUCUACAUUCUGCCCCUGAUUUUGUCUUGCAUCUUGUAUGGAUUAAUUGCCAGGAUCCUCUUCUCGAAUGAAAUUCCCAAGACCCCUGGCAAGAAGAAUGGAACGCCCAGUGUCAGCACUGGAGACUCCAAGAAGACCAACAGCAGCACUAAUGCAAGAGUUCAA